ACAAUGGCCGGAUCAUUGAUUCGUCUUGAUAGGAAUCACAUAUCGGUGGAGCAAAUGAACAUGGCUGAAGAUCGGGUAUUGGAAUGCAAUAUUCGGAAUAUGCAUGCUCCAUCACCGUUAGUAGAGAACUACCUGCGGGAAGCGGGAUUUUGGCACGUGGCGACGGUAGGCCGGGGAUGCAAGUUGGAGCCGAAACUGAUCAGUGCGUUGAUCGAGAGGUGGAGACCUGAGACGCACACAUUUCAUCUUCCAUGUGGAGAGUGCACUAUCACUCUAGAAGAUGUCCAUCUGCAUUUGGGAUUGUCGGUGGAUGGGCACCCAGUGACCGGGUCUGCCCAAUCUAGCAAUUGGGAGGCGGUGUGCUACGAGCUUUUGGGCGCCGUUCCAGAUAAAAUGGAUGGAGGUAAGGUGGAGAUGGAGGUAACGAGCUUUUGGGCGCCAUUUCGGGUCUGCCCAACAUAG
This is a messenger RNA of Gossypium raimondii (Peruvian cotton), 462 nucleotides long. Its product is annotated as protein MAINTENANCE OF MERISTEMS-like. The record is from RefSeq and is a predicted model, not a curated record. Bases 4 to 462 code for a protein of 152 amino acids. Gene Ontology annotation, biological process: meristem maintenance; meristem development. The transcript has 2 exons. NCBI's taxonomy places the organism in Eukaryota, Viridiplantae, Streptophyta, Magnoliopsida, Malvales, Malvaceae.